Seminavis robusta is the source of this 300-nucleotide messenger RNA. Lineage: Eukaryota; Bacillariophyta; Bacillariophyceae; Naviculales; Naviculaceae. The record is from the annotation of a GenBank genome assembly.
AUGGCUGUUUUUCGCACGUUCGACAUUGAGCCGGAAGAUGCCGUUGCGCCACCAGAAACUGAAAUGGUAGAAGUCUAUGGAACAAAAAACAUGACCUGCAUUUACACUGGGGAGAUCACAGAGGUCCACGCCCGCGGGUUGAGUUUUGAGCACUCCAUUAACACCUUUUGUCGAUGCUCUGGCGCUGUGAUCUUUUUGCUGGAAGAGUACCAGGGUGGCGGCGCGGGCAAGGCAUUGGCGAUUCAUGUUGGAGGACACCCCCACGACAGUACAAGGGCUAAUGUUGCCUUUCGAAUCUAG